Messenger RNA from Knipowitschia caucasica, 333 nucleotides. NCBI's taxonomy places the organism in Eukaryota, Metazoa, Chordata, Actinopteri, Gobiiformes, Gobiidae. The record is from the annotation of a GenBank genome assembly.
AUGAAGCGAGCGGCGUACACAAUGUGCAUCAGCGAGGAACACUUCCCUAAUGACAGGAUCAGAUCAAACGCAUGUAGAGGGAGACGGGGCUUUGAGGAGCUGCUCGGGAAAACAGGUCAAAGGCAGCGAGCGGCGUGCAGAGCCUCCCUGGAGAAAGCAGAGCAGGGAAGGGCUGAUGAGGAGGAGAAGGAGGAUGAAGAGGAACGAGCUCUGGACUCGGUGUGCAGGCUUUACGGGGCUCUCUGUGGGAAGCAGGUGUUGGAACAGCUGGAGGUGGAACCUGAGUCUCAGAAGAUCCAGAGCGUCACCAGACACCGCCACACAGGAGGGUAG